AUCCAUAUACAAAACAAUCACGAAAGGAGUGGAUUAAGCUGGAAGGGAGUUUUAACCCACUUCCAAAAUAGGCCUCGUCAGCCCCACAGAGGCAAUUUCAUUUUCCCGCCAUAGUUCCUGUCAGAGCUAUAGAUUGAGAGAGAGAGAGAGAAAGAGACCUAUUAGGUAUCUGGAAGUACUUUCGAUAUCUCUCAACCUGCGUGCUCUGUUUCUUCCUCCCGGAAGAACCCUAGAGAACGAAACGAUGGCAGAAUCUAGGACUUUUACCGGACCAGCCGGUUACCCGUGCCGCCUUCAAGCAGGUAUAAUCUCAAAGAUCCGAUUAGAGAACUUCAUGUGUCACAGUAAAUUGGAAAUCGAGUUAGGCGAUUGUGUCAAUUUCAUCACAGGCCAAAAUGGAAGUGGCAAGAGUGCGAUAUUGACUGCACUGUGUGUUGCUUUUGGGUGUCGAGCCAAAGGCACGCAGAGGGCGGCCACAUUGAAGGAUUUCAUAAAGACUGGCUGCAGCUAUGCUGUUGUCGAUGUGGAAAUUAAAAAUCAAGGGGAGGAUGCUUUUAAGCCAGACGUAUAUGGGGAUGUCAUAAUAAUAGAACGCAGGAUAUCAGAAGCAACCAGUUCUACUGCCUUAAAAAAUCACCAAGGAAGAAAGGUAGCUAGUCGCAAGGAAGAUCUACGUGAGCUUAUAGAACAUUUCAAUAUUGAUGUGGAGAAUCCAUGUGUGAUUAUGAGUCAAGACAAAAGCAGAGAAUUCUUGCAUUCAGGGAAUGACAAAGAUAAAUUCAAGUUCUUUUUCAAAGCAACACUUCUCCAUCAAGUGGAUGAACUCUUGAGGAGUAUUAGGAAUCAGCUGGCUGAAGCAAGUGAACUGGUUGAAGAGCUAGAAUCCUCAAUCAGACCCAUACAGAAAGAACUGGAUGAGUUGCAACAAAAGAUUAAAAACAUGGAGCAUGUAGAAGAAAUAUCUCAACAGGCACAGCUGUUAAAGAAGAAGCUUGCAUGGUCAUGGGUAUAUGAUGUGGACAAGCAGAUCCAGGGACAAAGUAUAAAGAUUGAUACACUGAAAAGCCGUAUACCUAAAUGCCAAGCCCGGAUUGAUCGACAAAUUGUGAGUAACAAGCAUCUCAGCAAUGUUAAUUUUUGUUUUUAUCAUGUUUCCUAUCCUAUAUUGCAUGGAAACUUCCACCAUUGGAAGUCAAUGGUUGAGGAAUUUGAGAUUGAGGAAAGGCUAAAGGAACUUCAAGAUGAGUUAGAUGCUGCUAAUUUAACACUUUCAAGAUUGAAGGAAGAAGAGUCGGCCUUAUUUGAAAGCCUAUCUAUGCAAAAGGAUGAAGUAGAAAAGAUCGCUACUGAGAUUCAAGAUAAUGACAAGAAGCAGCGUGAGAUUGGUUCAUACAUUCGUGAUCUCCGAUUACAUCAAACCAACAAGGUCACAGCUUUUGGAGGAGUUAGAGUGACUAAUCUUUUACAGGCAAUUGAGAGACAUCAUCAUAGAUUCAAAAGACCACCCAUUGGUCCUAUUGGAGCCCACGUGUCUUUGGUUCAUGGUGAUACGUGGGCUGUUGCUGUUGAAAGUGCCAUAGGCAAAUUGCUUAAUGCUUUCAUUGUGACGGAUCAUAGAGAUUCUAUUCUUUUGAGAGGAUGUGCCAGGGAAGCAGGCUACAACUACCUUCAGAUUAUCAUAUAUGACUUUGCUAGACCAAGGUUGUAUAUUCCAAAUCACAUGCUUCCCCAGACCAAUCACCCAACUACUAUUUCAGUUAUACAUUCUGACAAUCCAACCGUUCUGAAUGUGUUGGUGGAUCUGGGUGGUGCAGAGAGACAAGUGCUCGUCAGAAAUUAUGACGUGGGAAAAACAGUUGCUUUUGACCAGAAAAUAUUGAAUUUAAAGGAAGUUUACACGUCAGAGGGAUAUAGAAUGUUUUCCCGUGGUUCAGCCCAGACCAUUCUCCCUCCAAAUAAGAAGGCUAGAAACAGUCGUCUUUCUGGUUCAUAUGAUGAUCAAAUUAAGAAUCUAGAAAGGGAUGCAUUGAAUGCAAAAGAACAAGCUCAACAAGCCCGUGGGAGGAAAAGGAGUGUCGAGGAAGGACUUCAGGAACUUAAUAAUAAACUUCAAAGUGCCAAGAGGCGGCGUUUGGAGACAGAGCGCAUUGUGAUGCAUAAGAAAUUAGCGCUGCAAGAUGUGAAGAAUUCUUAUGUCGCAGAAGCUAGUUCAGCACCUGCAUCUACUGUUGAUGAGCUUCACCAUGAGAUCUCUAAAAUCCAAGAUGACGUGCAAGAGAAAGAAAUGUUGUUAGAAAAAAUCCAUGUGAGACUGAAGGAGGCAGAAACUAGAGCCAGUGAUCUUAAAGUUUCCUUUGAGAAUUUAUGUGAGUCAGCAAAAGGGGAAAUUGAUGCCUUUGAGGAAGCAGAGCAUAAGUUAAUGCUGAUUGAAGAAGAUCUACGUUCUGCAGAAGUGGAGAAGAUUCAUUAUGAGAAAGUGAUGAAUGACAAGGUCCUCCCAGAAAUCAAAGAGGCAGAGGCACAAUAUGAGGAGCUCAAAAACAACCGUUUGGAGAGUUACAAAAAAGCUUCAAUUAUUUGUCCUGAAAGUGAUCUCGAAGCUUUAAGGGGUUGUGAAGGGAGCACUCCAGAGCAACUUAGUGCACAAUUAAGUAGGCUAAACCAGAGAAUUCAGCGUGAGAGUGAGAGAUAUGCUGAAUCAAUAGAUGAUCUCAAAAUGUUGUAUCAGAAAAAGGAGCAAAAAAUAUUGAGAAGACAACAAACUUACAAAUCUUAUCGGGACAAAUUGAAUGCAUGCCAGAAAGCCCAGGAGUUGAGAUGGAACAAAUUUCAGAGAAAUGCCACUCUUUUGAAGAGACAGUUGACUUGGCGAUUUAACAGCCUUCUGGGAAACAAAGGAAUCAGUGGGCAUGUUAAAGUUAGUUAUGAAGAUGAGACACUUUCAAUGGAGGUGAAGAUGCCCCAAGAUGCAUCAAAUAACAAUGUUCGUGACACUAGAGGGCUCUCAGGUGGGGAACGUUCUUACUCUACAUUAUGCUUUGCACUAGCUCUGCAUGAAAUGACAGAAGCCCCUUUUCGAGCUAUGGACGAAUUUGAUGUCUUCAUGGAUGCCGUUAGCCGGAAAAUCAGCUUAGAUGCUCUUGUGGAUUUUUCGUUGAGACAAGGAUCUCAAUGGAUAUUUAUCACUCCUCAUGACAUCAGCAUGGUGAAGCAGGGGGAGAGGAUAAAGAGGCAGCAAAUGGCGGCCCCUCGUUCAUGAUUAUCAUCAGCAGCAAUUUCUUCUUUUUAAAUAUUUUGAUUGAUUGUAUGCUCUAUAUAUUUUUCUGCACUUGAUAUGUAGAAAGUUUAUUUUAAUUAUUUUUUUCUUGGUGUUUUUUUGUCCAAGACUUAUUGCCAAGUGCAUCUAUUGUAUUUAGCAAUGGAAGCAGUGCAUUUGCUUCAGAUUAUAUAUAUGUGUGUGUGUGGAUUUGGGCGUGGAA
This is a messenger RNA of Camellia sinensis, 3479 nucleotides long. NCBI's taxonomy places the organism in Eukaryota, Viridiplantae, Streptophyta, Magnoliopsida, Ericales, Theaceae. The record is from RefSeq and is a predicted model, not a curated record.